Messenger RNA from Leucoraja erinaceus (little skate), 1662 nucleotides. Its product is annotated as serine/threonine-protein kinase 36-like. The record is from RefSeq and is a predicted model, not a curated record. Gene Ontology annotation, cellular component: cytoplasm. The coding region runs from base 211 to 1647 and encodes 478 amino acids. NCBI's taxonomy places the organism in Eukaryota, Metazoa, Chordata, Chondrichthyes, Rajiformes, Rajidae. The transcript has 14 exons.
CAGCAAACCUGGACUCUUCCCCUUCUCUCCGAGGUUCUCUCUGUACUGACCGCCUAUUUCGCCGGUGAUUUCUCCGUCGACUCCGGUAGCGGGACACAGGAGCUGCAACAGACUGCGGGGAACUUCCUCACACUCUGCCCCUCGCUGCUGUCCCAGGAGCGGCCGCUGGAGGAGCAGACACUUACGUGUCUCCUCGUUCUCUGCCAGACGAUGGACGGGACCUCUCUGGCCUCCUCUCGCUCAUUCUAUGAGUCGCUGCUGUGCCAGCACCAGGCUGUGUUGGUCAGUGUGGUGCAGGGCUGUGGGGGGCUUCCCCAAGGAGGGGCACGUGGCCAGGGUUGUCGAGGAGCGAAGGCGGGGGGAGAGGGCGCUGAGGAAGUGUACACAGCAGCGCUGGCUGCACUGUGUCACGUCGCACCCAGAGAGACCUGCUGUCAGCCGGCCAAACACCAGGUGGCUCUCUACGUGACUGAACGUCUCCUGGCCAAGGAGGUCGGCCGAGGAACGGGCGGCUUCCUCGACGGGUUACAAGACACGGGCUUGACACUCGACACACUGAAGGUCCUAUAUUCGUGCUGUAACGUCAGUCGAGACGCCUGUCAGCUUGUCGUGGACGAGGUUCUGCAAAACAUUCUGUCAAUGCUGGAGAAACAGGUCAGUCCCGAUGACCCUGUUCAGUGUCACAACCUGGAGCUCUCUCUCUACCUGCUGUCGGUGCUGGUGAUACAACUGGAGUGUGUCCCGGACUUACUACAACAAUCCGCUGGGAUGAUCUCCUCUAUUUUGCUCCGGUCUCCGGCUCACAUGAGUGCUGCCUCCCUCCUGUGGAUGGAGUUGACCUCUCGAGGUUGUGCGCUGGAGCUUCACCUCGAGGACUUCCUGCCAGCGGCCCUCAUCACGCUGAUGUCUGCCGUCCCGCUUCCCAUCACCCCACCGGGACACCUGGGCAGGUUCGAUGCAUUACUCACCCUCCUCUUGCAGUUUGUGUCUCAGGGAGCCGCUGCCGAUCUCCUGCACUCUGAGCUCUGGCCCUCUCUCUGGCAGCGAGUCGCUUUCGCUCUGCAUCUCCCCCUGGACCGUCCCAUCAUGGAGGGGGAAACCCCCCGAGCCGGCAGAGCCACCCCCACCCCCGACUGGAUCUCCCUCUCCCCGUCUGGGCUCCUGGCCUUCCUCACCAUCGCUACACAUGUUUUCACGGCGGCCCCGUCCCAGUGCAUCGCUCUGAUGUCCAGUCCCACCAGCGUCGUCCUGACAACCCUCGGUCACCUGCUGACGGAGCAGUUCCUGCAUCACCUGGACCAGAGGCUCGGGGCCAUGGGGGAGCUGCCCCAGGACUGUGGGUGGUGGCUGGUUCUGCGUGUCUGCCAGCUCCUAUGUUUCCCCUUCGCUGUCGACGUGGAGGAGCCACUCCUGACUGACGUUCUGCGGGCUUUCCUGGAGGUGGAGGUGGUGCCGCACCUGGCCCUGAUGACCCUCUCCGCCCUCCACCCCCGGAUCCUGACCUGCCCCUCUCCCUCCUGUGCCGCCUGUCUCUCUGCGGGCCCCCCUUCAUCUCCCAGCUGCUCUCCCAGUCGGGCAGGGGGUUGGGGGAUAGGAGCCAGCCGUCCUGAGGGAAGGGUGGGUGAGGGAGGGGGAGUGAGGAGGUAGAGGGCUUGUGGAGUG